AUGUCUGGACCAUAUGACAACUACUCAGGCUACGGCCAGCAAUCCCAAUACCCUCAGCAGGGAUACGGCGGUGGCUACCCUCCUCAGCAGGGAUACGAGCAAGGUGGCUACGGCCAGCAGCAACAGCAGUCAUACCCCCAACAAGGCUACUCACAAUACCCUCAGCAAGACCAGAAUUUCGGUCCUCCUCGUCGCCAGGACUCCUUCGGACCUCCUCAGCAGGGUGGUUUCCAGCACGGUCAGGCCGGUGGCCAAUACGGUGCUUAUGACGCCUCCAACCCUCAAGGCCACGCCGGCUACUACGGCCAACCUCAAGGUGGGCAAGGCUAUGGCAGCAACGACGCUUACGCCCAAAACCAAGCGUACCAGCAGCAGAUGGGUCAGGGUGGCCAACAGCCAGAUGUUAGCCAACAUCAGUUCUCGCCUCAGUCCAGCGACCCCAACGCUCCAAACUAUGACGCCAACGCUCCUCCCAUGAAUGAGACCGACCGAGGUCUCCUCGGUGCCGUCGGUGGUGGUUUCGGAGGCCACUUCCUGGGCAAGAAGGCCGGGCACGGAUUUCUCGGAACCGUCGGCGGUGCUAUUAUGGGUUCAAUCGCUGAAGACUUCCUCAAGGACAAGAAGAAGCACCACAGUUCUCAAAGCAGCUGGGGUGGAAGCAGAUACUAG
This is a messenger RNA of Exophiala spinifera, 669 nucleotides long. RefSeq lists its product as uncharacterized. The coding region runs from base 1 to 669 and encodes 222 amino acids. The record is from RefSeq and is a predicted model, not a curated record. The transcript has a single exon. Lineage: Eukaryota; Fungi; Ascomycota; Eurotiomycetes; Chaetothyriales; Herpotrichiellaceae.